Microsporum canis CBS 113480 is the source of this 870-nucleotide messenger RNA. RefSeq names its product phospholipid methyltransferase. NCBI's taxonomy places the organism in Eukaryota, Fungi, Ascomycota, Eurotiomycetes, Onygenales, Arthrodermataceae. The record is from RefSeq and is a predicted model, not a curated record. Bases 1 to 870 code for a protein of 289 amino acids. The transcript has 3 exons.
AUGUCUUCUCCUACUAUUGGCCAACGCAUAACAGAGCUUGCAGAGCCUGGGUUCCUCGGUGUCUCUGCUGCUUACAGCUUUGUGUCGGUGAUGCUCGAGACCAUGCUACGUGGCCAGCCGCUUGCGCCUAUAUUCAAGCUGCAAGAGAUCAAGGAUGAAGCCUUUUCCAGAUUCUGGAUCAGCUUUUCCGGUGCUCGUGAUGCAUCAGCUCCUGCACCAGAGCCUGUUGGUUCAAGUCUUCUCAUACCGCCUCUGCUCGCUCAUGCCGACGGAGUAGUUCUGGACAUCGGCCCUGGGACAGGGACACAAACGCGCCUCUUCACAAACCCGAAUCUACGCAUAAUGUAUGGCGCUGAGCCGUGCCUAGGACUGCACAAGGACCUGCACGCCAAAGUUGAAUCGUGUGGUCUGUCGUCAAAGUAUCGAAUCUUGCACUGCGGAGCUCAGCCAGAGUCCCUGCUUCCAGCGCUCAAGAAGGCCGGUGCGCUUAACGAUGCGACUAACGAAGGCAAAGGUCUCUUCGAUACCAUCGUCUGCGUCCGAGUCCUGUGCUCGGUCCCUGCACCGGAGAAGACGGUAAAGGGUCUGUAUGACUUGCUCAAGCCGGGUGGGAAGAUGCUAGUCUGCGAGCAUGUGGUGAAUCCCUGGACCACGGCCAAGGGAAGCGUGGUUGCAAGAAUCGUUCAGGUCGUAUAUACGCUUUCUGGCUGGAGUUUCUUCAUGGGUGGAUGCAAUAUGGAUAGGGAUACAGAACGUACGCUGCGAGCGGUUGCUGACGUUGACGGUGGCUGGGGGAGCAUCGACCUAGAAUCGUCUUUUACUUCGGGACCAUUGCCCUAUGUCUCUGGAACUCUGGUCAAGCGAGGAUGA